Eutrema salsugineum is the source of this 3303-nucleotide messenger RNA. RefSeq lists its product as uncharacterized. NCBI's taxonomy places the organism in Eukaryota, Viridiplantae, Streptophyta, Magnoliopsida, Brassicales, Brassicaceae. The transcript is spliced from 21 exons. The coding region runs from base 1 to 3072 and encodes 1023 amino acids. The record is from RefSeq and is a predicted model, not a curated record.
AUGUUCGAGAAAGGUUUUGGAAAUAAAGGCUUAAGAGAGGAUGGUGCUUCAAGAGGAGUAAAUGCUAAGCGUGUUUGGAAUGAAACUGCUUCUCAUUGGUCGGUUGAUGAGAUAUACUCACCUCAGAAUUUAAGAAAUCAUCGUGUUGGUUCAAAGGUUCAUUGUGCAGAUGAUUUGCCUGACUCAGCAUUGAGCACUAAAGCUUCAUAUGAGUCAAAAAACGAUGGUGUGCAGAACAAGAAAUCUUCUUAUAACGAAUGUGAGCUUCCAUCUAAACAUAGCUCAGGACCAACAAAAGGAAAUGCUGAGAUUGUAUCUAUCCAGAACGAGACAUUACCUUCCCGUUUUCCAGUCUUCCAUGCAAGUGAACAAGGUCCAUGGUUUGCAAUGAUUUGCUAUGAAGCCUGUGUACGGCUAUGUGUUCACGCGUUGGCAACAGAUAGUUUCAGUGAGGCUUCAUACUUCCUCAUCAAUGAUUGCGUUUUAAUCCGAAAUGCAUUUGGUUUGCAGAAUUUCUUCCUUCGAUCCGAAGAAGAACUACUGGGAAACAGACCAUCUACCUUAGUUACUGAGACAACUACUCCAAAGUUCAAGAGAAGUGUUGGAAAAAUCAAACUCCAAGUUGGUAGGAUCAAGAUGGGAUCAGAUCCACAGCCUCGUUGCAAUAUGCCAUCACUGAAGCAUGAGAUUGUUAGUCAACCAAUCGCGGAGUUGAAUUCUACUUUGUCUUCUGGAUGGAAAGCAGUGAAGAGGGUUCAUGUGGCUCCUCGAGUUCCUCUGAAUGGUUCAAUCUCGGAGAAAAGUCUGGCGUAUAUGCGAGCAUGUGCUCAGUACCUUAAACAGGUCACAAAAGCCCUUCAAAAAGAGUUUGUUACAUCUCUCAACGGACCACGUUCUCUAAAAGCAAUACAAGAAAAAUUUUCAUGUACGUUGAGGCUAAAGAGCUGUGACGAGGAGGAUCAAAUUAAAACACAACCUGAAUCUGGCGAGACAUUUGUCUUCUUACCAGAUAGUAUCGGUGAUGAUUUGAUUGUUGAAGUUCGGGAUUCAAAGGGGCAGUUUUGUGGCCGUGUCUUAGCUCAACUAGCAGCAAUAGCUGAUGAACCGAACGAGAAGCUUAAAUGGUGGGCAAUAUAUCAUGAACCGGAGCAUGAACGUAUUGGGAGAAUCCAACUUCAUAUAAACUACUCAAGCAGCUUAGAUGAAAAAACUAAGUGUGGGUUGGUAGCAGAAACUCCAGCAUAUGACCUGCUCUUGGAAGUGGCUAUGAAAGCUGAGAAUUUUCAGCGCAGAAAUCUUAUAAUCAAAGGGCCAUGGCAUUGGUUGUUAACUCAAUUUGCAUCCUAUUAUGGGAUUUCGGAUGCAUAUACAAAACUAAGAUAUCUUUCAUAUGUCAUGGAUGUAGCCUCACCUACUAAGGACUGUCUUGAUCUGAUAUAUGAUUUUCUGUCGCCUAUAUUAACGAAAGGCAAUCACAAGGCUUUAUUAAGCCAUCAAGAGAACCGCUUGCUUGGGGAAAUUGAUGAACAAGUUCAGAAGAUUCUUGCUUCGACAUUUGAGAAUUAUAAAUCUCUUGAUGAAUAUUCAUUUUCCGGAAUCAAAAAUGUUUUCGAGCCUCCUUCAGGCACUCCGGCACCCGCUCUAACACCAGCUAUCAAGCUUUACUGUCUUCUCAAUGACUUGUUAAUCCCCGAGGCACAACUAAGACUUUGCAGAUACUUUCAGGCUGCUUCAAAGAAAAGGUCAAGAAGAUACAUACUGGAAACAAACGAUAUACUUCACGAAUAUCAUAGUGAAGGUGCACAAGCCACUUCUUGUCAGAAGAUGAAGUCUCUAAUCUUGAGCCUUAAGAAGGAAAUCUCAACUGAUAUAGCCAUCAAUAACUGCAAUGUGAUCCCAAGGUAUAUAGACCUUCCUAAUCUAUCGGCCGCGAUAUACAGUGUGGAUCUAUUCAACAGACUAAGGGAAUAUGUUACCGCAUGGCCUCCUCCUUCUCCAUCGCCUCCAGUUGUCGACCUUGUCAUUGCAACUGCUGACUUUGAAGCUGAUCUCUCACGUUGGAAUAUAAAGCCGAUCAAAGGUGGUUUUACUGCCAUAGAGAUUUUCAAUCCAUAUAUUACUGCUUGGAUCGAAGAAAAAGGAAAUGCUCUGUAUGAAUUCUGCAAGUCAGAAACGGCAAAAGCAUGUAGUGAGAUUCAAGGCCUGACCUCUCCUUUUGUCGAGGAAAUGUAUGUGUUACUCGACGCAACACUUGACGACUUUGAUCUCAUCAUCAGGCGUUGGCCAGAAUAUGCAGUAUCCUUGGAGAGAGUUGUUGCAGAUUCGGAGAGGGUAAUGAUAGAAGCGUUGGAGAAGCAAUUUUCGGAAAUUUUAUCUCCCUUAAAGGACAGCAAGACAUGUCCACUGAAAUACGUCCAGAGAUUGACUAAAAUAGGCACAUCUCAUCUCUAUUCUGUUCCAAAAGAGCUUGGAGUUUUCCUAAAUUCCGUGAAAACAGUGCUUGACAAUUUACGGCCAAGUAUUGAAAACCGGUUCGAAGUGUGGAAUUAUUAUCUCUCUGAUAUAAAAAUCGGAGUUUUGGGGGAGCAGCUGAGCGAAGUGACCGUAUUGUUAAGAUCCAAAUUCAGAAGUUAUAUGCAAGCGCUUGUGGAGAAACUCGCAGAGAAUAUGAGGAUGCAAAGUCACAUGAAGAUGAAGAACAUCAUUCACGACUUAAAGAGAACAACAUCAGAAGCAGAUGUUAGAAACAGAAUGCAGAGUUUGAAAGAUUUACUAGACGAGACCAUGUAUCACCUGCAUGGUGUUUUGUCGCUCGAUGUGUUUGUCUUAACAUGCAAAGGAAUAUGGGACAGAAUGGGACAGGACGUGCUUUGUCUUUUGGAAGGCAGGAAAGAUAAAGUGAAUUGGCACAAAGGCCUGACAAUCGCUGUUGAUAUUAUAGAUGAGAUAUUCGUGACUCAGAUGCUAAGCUUGUUGGGAGACUCGGUAAGGGAAGAAGAUUUGGAGGCACCGAGAUCGAUGAUGGAGCUUCAGUCUAUACUCUAUGAAGAUAGGAAAGGCUAUUACUACUGAGAGAGACAGUGAGAGAAACAUUCUGUUAUUCUCUGGGUAGUUUAAAUAUAUAAAAAAUGCGGGAAACCAUAGUUUUGACUAUUCAGAAGUAGAGCAGUUAGGCAUAGACAUGGUAUAAAAUAUAGACUAGAAAGGCUCAUACAUAUUCAUUUUCUGCUCAAUAAAAUGUAUAGCCAGAGCCAGGUUUUUAUAAGUAGGAUAAACAAAUUCAUCAGUGUUAAAACCAAAAUA